This is a messenger RNA of Sporothrix schenckii 1099-18, 987 nucleotides long. RefSeq lists its product as uncharacterized. The record is from RefSeq and is a predicted model, not a curated record. The coding region runs from base 1 to 987 and encodes 328 amino acids. NCBI's taxonomy places the organism in Eukaryota, Fungi, Ascomycota, Sordariomycetes, Ophiostomatales, Ophiostomataceae. The transcript has a single exon.
AUGCAAAAAACAACGUUAUCAAGGAGGCGGCCAAGCAGCGACCAGUUUUUCUCUUUGCUGCUUCUUGCGCUCGCCGCGCCACAUGCAGUCUCUGCGCUCUCGCUGUCCAACUUUCAGCUCAUCACAUCAACAGCGGUGCCCAUCAACUGCAUCCUCGCCUACAACCAGCAACUAACUGGAUGCACACUGAGUGACUUCACAGUGUCCAAUAGCCGCCGGCGAGACCGCAAUACCUGCUCAGUGGCCUGCCAGGCAGGAAUUGCACGCGCACAGGAGACGAUCCAGAAUGUGUGUGGUGGAAUCCAGUCGUCUGGGUCGGUGACGACGGUUCUGGGUGUGGCACUGUCGGGCGACUUGGUCGGCCUGCUGUGUGGAGGUUCCGAAUCCGUAUCGGGAGACAACACCGAAGACAACCCCGCAACGACGACAGCAACAGCGCCGGCAGCAGUCUUGCAAACAGAAACGACGGAGACGGCGGCAACAACUGCAGCGGCGACGAGCGACACCACCACCACCACCUCUGCCACCAAUAACGGCAACCCGCCUUUUGUCUUUUCAACACUCGACCCUCCAGCAGGGUUCACAACCGUCCCGACGGGCUCCAGCGACGGCGUCGCACAGGCACCAGCCGCAGCCGCUGCACCGGCGACAUCGGUACGGCCUUCGGAGUCGUUUAUUCAGAACACCAACUCACUGGUCGGGAAUGGUGGUGGAAACGGCAAUGCGGCGCCGCCAUCGCCGACCAUUGCGACGAGUUCCCUCCCACGUUCGUCAUCAACGUCAUCCUCGACUUUGACGUCGCAGCCUGUGGCGGGCGCGAACAACCGCAAUAUAUUUGGCGGCGGUGGCAGCCCCUUUGACGAGGCGGCAGCCAACAGUGGAGCCGAGCGGACGGGACGCGUCGCUGGUCCAUGGGCACAGCCAUGGAUGAUGCUGAGUGCGGCAGUAGCAGCCAUAGCAGCUGGUGGCGUUUUGGCGAGAUGGUAG